GCGGCCUUUUCAGCUUUGCAGGUGGGUUGGAGUUUCUGCUGGGAAGCAUCACAAGAAGAGAGCGCUUCUUUGAAGAAUCGUGAAGUCAGUGGCCCCAGCAAAAGAGAGGCACAAGUCCAGGUUGCAUGAAGAAUUAAAGAUGGCAAAAGAUGAUGAUUGUGUACACAUCUUGCAGGGUCUGUUAGUCUUUGGGAAUGUGGUUAUUGGGAUGUGCGGCAUUGCUCUGACAGCAGAGUGUAUCUACUUUGUGUCUAACCCCCAUGAUCUCUACCCUCUGCUGAAAGCCACAGAAAACAGUGACAUCGACGCUGCUGCCUGGAUUGGCAUCUUUGUUGGCCUUGCACUCUUUGCCCUGUCUAUCCUUGGUAUCAUUGGAAUUAUUAAGGCCAGUAGGACCUUGUUGCUGGUGUACAUCAUUCUGAUGCUGAUCACUUUUGCAUUUGAAAUGGCUUCUUGCAUCACAGCAGCAACUCACCAAGACUCUCUCACUCCAGAGCUCUUUCUGAAGCAAAUGCUGGAGAGAUAUCAGAAGUCAGAGCCAGCCAAUAACAGUGACAACGAGAUCACAAAGACAUGGGAUGAGCUCAUGCUUCAGAACCACUGCUGUGGGGUGCUGGGCCCGUCCGACUGGCAGAAGUACACGUCUGUCUUCCGCCGCACGCAUAGUGACGCUGACUACCCCUGGCCACGGAUGUGCUGCGUCCUGGAUGCACAAAGGCUUCCCAUCAGCCUCGAUGGCUGCAAACUUGGAGUGCCUGGCUACUAUAACAGCAAUGGUUGUUAUGAUGCUAUUUCUGGGCCAGUGAACACACAUGCCUGGGGUGUUGCCUGGUUUGGCUUUGCCAUCCUCUGCUGGACUUCCUGCGUCCUCCUUGGCACCAUGUUCUACUGGCAUAGAAUUGAAUACUGAAGGCCUGGUGUCCUCAGUGCUGUCCUGAAGAGACGUGUGAAGCUGCAUUUGUUUGUCUCCCGCUCCAUUCUCCUUGGGCCAUGGAGGAUUUGAAGUUUUCCCACUACCUCUCCCAUAUAUACUUUUGCCCCUCCAAAAACUUGACACAAAGAACUGAUGACUGCAGGAAAGAAUCUUCUUGUCCCUGCUUUGCCCCUUUUCUGCAGCCUUAAUGCCUCCUGACUGAGGCACAAUUCUUCUUUUACUGUGCAAGAAAUCAUGGAGCAUAAGAUGAGAAAAAAGUGAUCUGAUUUGUUCUCUGAUGACAUCAGAAAAGAAAAUGUCCAUAUACACUUGCUCCAGAAAAAUGUCUCUCUAAAAUCAAUUUGAAUUACUCCAGCAAGGGCUAUGUGAGCAAAAUUGUAACCUCUUGUGACCAAUAAGGAUGGAUGUUGCAAGGGAGAAGACUGCAGACCUAUAUAUUAUAUUUUACUGUUCAACUUCUCUUGCUGGUCACUGUCACCCUGGCCUUAGAAUAAGGCAGAGUCUCUGAGUAUUUAAGUGUGUCAGCAAUAAAAGCAUGUCGCAUGAUAAAAAUUCUGUUGCUAGUCAAGCCCAAAAAAAGGCUAGCUUACUCCUCAGCAAUUUGCUGCCUAUAUGCUAGCCUACCUCCUGUCACUGUUGAAAUUACUGCAUGUGAUCCUACCUUCAGAAGUGUACCACUCCAGGAAAAGCUCCACUUGCUAACAAGCAGCUCCUUCAAAAAAGCUGUUACGUACUUCACACAAGAUUUCAUACUUCUACAGGCUAGAAUUUGUGCAGAAUACAAGGGGUUCUGUGCUGUAGUUGUCUUUGCAAACAUGGCUCCUGGUUUAUUGUACUUCUUGCUUCAGCUGUCUGUGUGUAAAUGGUCUCUGUGCCAUUUCCCUUCUACAUCCCUGGAUCAAGUAUGACAAAAGGCAAAAAAUGGCCAUGAGUAACUCUUGUGAAAACAAACACAAGGAAGGAGCUAACUGAACCAAACUCAGUCCUUGCAUCAGCGCUUGCAGUUUUCACUCUGUUCAGUAAAGGCUGUUUACUUUGGUCCAGACUGAGCUGGUGUCUUUCCUAGUGAAUGCUUCAGUAGUUAAAUGUAUUGUGAGAAAUGUGCUUCUAAAGCACAGAGUGUUUCCUAGAGCAACAUAGAGUGUUUUGAGGUGAAGCCUCUCCCAAAAAUGUACUGGUUCAGGUCCUGAUGCUUGCCAUCUGCUUUGAUUCUUUGUUUUUGUAUAUUCACCAAAAUACUAAUUAAAAAGAAGUGGAAGUG
Messenger RNA from Oenanthe melanoleuca, 2195 nucleotides. It is a transcript of the gene UPK1B, whose product is annotated as uroplakin 1B. The record is from RefSeq and is a predicted model, not a curated record. The transcript is spliced from 9 exons. NCBI's taxonomy places the organism in Eukaryota, Metazoa, Chordata, Aves, Passeriformes, Muscicapidae. Gene Ontology annotation, cellular component: membrane. Bases 140 to 910 code for a protein of 256 amino acids.